ACUCAUGUAACAUGAGUCAUGUUACGUCCUUUAGGUCUAUGAGAACAUUGCAAACUGCAAUUUUAUGUGUGUGUAUGAACAAAUGCAGGCUAGUCAAAGAACGCACAAGAAUGAGAGGAGUUGCACUGUUGAAGUAUUUUCCAAUGUUCGACGAUAGAUUCGACGAACCUUAUUAAAUCUCUCCGAAACGUUCAAAGUACCUAUUUUGUUUUUAACACAGAUCUGUGAAUGUAAUUUUUAAGGAACAAUGUUUUUAAACAUCGACGCAGUACCAAAUUCUAUGUUACCAAGUAGUGUAAAUAAGCAGAAAUUAAGUAAAGAAAUUUUAUUGAAAUUGGAAGAUGAUCUUGACAUUGAUGAAAAGAUAUCUAUAUUAUUUUUAAUGUUAAACACUGAUGGUUACCAAGAGGUGUUCGAUUUGUUGCAAAAAUAUAAGAAACAUAAGGGUCGUAUGCUUGGAGAAUUCAUUGACAAGCAUCCUGAAGACUGGGAAAAUAAGCUAUUGGAAUCUUUAUGUAUUAUAAAGAAUAAACAGAUUAUACGAAAAUUGGGAUUGUCGUAUGAAGAAUUGGACGCUCUCUACUUGCCAAGAACCAACUGUUCAAGACACUUGAAUCCAGUAUCAAAAUGCUUGUACUUAUUAUGUGAACAGCUGUCGGAAGAUAGGAUAAAAUUGUUACUACAAUUUGUUAAAAAUGAUAUGCCUGUGUAUGACGAAAAUUUAACUGACACAGACUUUCUUGAAUUACAUAUGUUAUACUGGAUACACCAAAAUUACAUUUCGAUAUACUCAGUUGGUAAAGUAAGACUGCAGAAUUUGUUGCAAUAUCUGAAAAGAUAUGAAGAUCUGGAACUUAUUUAUGAAGAUUUAAAGACACACGUAAAUCAUCAAAAUGUGUUGGAUAUUCAGCACAUAAGUCCUACGAAUGUAGAUCAUUUACGGGGCUUCUCCAUGAGAGAAGAAGAUACGCAAGGAGUAUUAAACGUUAAAGAAAGAAAUCUGAAGAGAAUCAAUAAAGGCCUUUGCGUUAUUAUAAGUCAAAUGCUCUUCGCAAGUCAAAAGUACGAGACAAGAUUUGGAACGAUAGCUGAUUGUAAGAAGUUAUCAGACACUUUCAAAGGCUUCGGCUUCACAAUUGCAAUAUAUCAUAAUCUUAAUAAAGACGAGAUACUUAAAAAGAUAAAAGAUAUUCCUACAGACUUCGGUACUGACUACGACUGCAUUUUCUUAUGUAUUUUGAGUCAUGGUUGUAAAGGCGGUAUCAUCAGCGCUGACGUAGAGGAAAUCAGUAUUGAAACGAUUGACCAUAAAUUUUGCUGUACUGAAUUGAAAGAUGUGAUUAAAGUAGUUAUUAUACAGGCUUGCCAAGGAGACUUAAAUGGACAAGUAAACGAUACACAAAGCGAUGAUAUAACUACGGAUGGUGGUGCAGAUAAGGAUGUUCCAAAUAUUUUGGCAUUCCAAAAUUUCUGUAUAUUCAUGUCGACCAUGCAAGGCUUUGUGUCUGUACGUCACAAAGAGGAAGGAUCUUGGUUCAUACAAGAGUUUUGCAACAUCUUGCAAACUGGCAAAAACUUGACCUUUACAGAAAUUGCCGGGCAAACAAUUAACUCGGUAAUGAACAAGAGAGGGAAAUUAAAUGGCACCAAUUCCAUUGCGCAGUUACCUGAAUUAAGACAAUGGAGGUUGCACAGCGAUUUCCAAUUUCCAAAUUGGUCAUGCGAAGAGUAAAAAGAUCGUGUUACACAUAAAUUUUUAUAUAAAUGAUAAAUAAAUAAUCUCGAACAUGGUCAGGAAAUUGAUGCCGGCGAACACUCCUAAGAGGCCUCCGAACGUUGCUAAAAAAAUAAUUAAGGUAUUCUAUUUCUUCAUAAUAAUAGUUUAAUAAUAUUACCGAAAUUGUGACGCCAGUUGUAACGCACGUUUCGGCGAUAUUUGAUGGACACCAGAUCGCCGAAGAAUACGUGCGCUAUACUUUGAUUUUGCCAAGUUUUACCUUUUCUAAAAAAGAAAAAUGAUUUAUUGUCUUUCCUGGAACUUAGUAGAUAUGGUUUAUUAUUA
Messenger RNA from Ceratina calcarata, 2062 nucleotides. RefSeq names its product Caspase-8 Dredd (gene Dredd). Bases 248 to 1732 code for a protein of 494 amino acids. Gene Ontology annotation, molecular function: cysteine-type endopeptidase activity. NCBI's taxonomy places the organism in Eukaryota, Metazoa, Arthropoda, Insecta, Hymenoptera, Apidae. The record is from RefSeq and is a predicted model, not a curated record. Gene Ontology annotation, biological process: proteolysis. The transcript has 8 exons.